AUGGAAAAACACAACGAGAUUGAAGAAAUUGUUAAUAGAGAGGGUGAAAACAGAAUAAAUGAAGAUGAAAGAACAAGUGGAGAUGAGAAAAAUGACGGAAUGAGCGAAGAAAAAGAACAUAAUGAGAUUGACAAAAGAGAGAGUGGGCGGAAUGAAAGUACAGAUGAGGCAAAAAAAACAAAGGAAGAAGUCGAGGAGGUUGAUAUCCACGAAACAGAAAAAGCCACACCUUUGAAUAAUAACAAGAAAGAACAACUCACCGAAGAGCAACAAAAAGAUUUGGACCAAAUGAUGUCGAGUCUUAAAGAUGUUGGUAACUCCGUUUUGGGGUGGUUUGGCCUUUCAACAGACAAUUUCGCUGUUAACCAAGACCCGAAGACUGGUGGAUAUUCCAUCCAAUUUGUGCAAACCCCAACACAGUAA
Messenger RNA from Entamoeba invadens IP1, 423 nucleotides. RefSeq lists its product as hypothetical. Lineage: Eukaryota; Evosea; Mastigamoebida; Endamoebidae. The coding region runs from base 1 to 423 and encodes 140 amino acids. The record is from RefSeq and is a predicted model, not a curated record. The transcript has a single exon.